Molecule: messenger RNA, 2820 nt
Organism: Vigna angularis (adzuki bean)
Lineage: Eukaryota; Viridiplantae; Streptophyta; Magnoliopsida; Fabales; Fabaceae
Product: receptor-like protein kinase FERONIA
Exons: 1
Coding region: 1-2511 (836 amino acids)
Biological process (GO): protein phosphorylation
Molecular function (GO): ATP binding; protein kinase activity
Source: RefSeq, a predicted model, not a curated record
AUGAACCCUAUCAUAUUCUCAGGCUACAUUUUUAUAUUGUAUCUCUCAAACCUACAACUAGUUGCAGUUGCUGAUGAUGGUAGUUAUGUUCCUACAGAGAACAUAGUUCUCAGCUGCGGCUCCAACACUUCAGAAUAUGUUCAAUAUGAUGGAAGGAAUUGGAAUGGGGAUAUUGUUUCACCGUAUGUUCCCUCUGAUGCUGACACCAAGUCCCUGGCAGUGAGAGCCCCUAACACUCUUGAAUCCAUUCCAGAAGUUCCCUAUAUGACUGCAAGGAUCUUUCACUCUAAAUUCACCUACACCUUCAAUGUAACUCCAGGUCCCAAAUUCAUUCGCCUUCACUUCUACCCAGCUUCCUACAUCAAUCUCAACAUCUCCAAUGCUUUCUUAUCAGUAAGUGCUGCUAACUUCACUCUUCUCCAUAACUUCAGUGCUUCCCUCAACGCUGAUUACUAUAACUUGGCCUAUUUCAUGAAAGAAUUCAUUGUGCAUGUUAGUGGGAGUGUUUUACAACUCACUUUCUCCCCAUCAUAUAAUACCUCCCAUGCCUUUGCAUUUCUGAAUGGUAUUGAAGUUGUUUCAAUGCCACUUAAUUUAUACACGACGGGUGGUGAUGAUGCUCCUCUUCCCUUAGUUGGCCAUAACAAAGUUGUUAACAUUUAUAAUGACACUGCCAUGGAGAACUUGUACAGAUUGAAUGUAGGAGGUGAGCAAAUCCCACCCAAAUAUGACACUGACAUGUUUCGGAGUUGGGACUCUGAUGAAGUUUACAUUUUAGGGGCUAAUAUUGGUAUUCGACCCUUUGAUAUGAGCAUGCUGGUUUUGUAUUCUGAUAAUGCUCCACCAUAUUCAGCCCCAGUAGACGUUUACCGCACAUCCCGCUCAAUGCCACCUUUUGAUGAUGGACUUAUAAAUUUAAAUUUCAAUUUGACAUGGUUUUUUCCCGUUGAUUCUGGUUUCCUUUAUCUGGUCAGGCUUCACUUCUGUGAAAUUUAUCAAGGUAUAACAAAGAUCAAUCAGGUAGUUUUUACCGUAUUUUUAAAUAAUCAAACAGCUGAAGAGCAAGUUGAUAUAAUUGCUUUGGGUGGGGAGCCCGGAGUUGCUGUACACAGAGAUUACGUAGUGAUGGUUCCACACGUUAAUGAGGGAAAGCAGGAUUUGUGGCUUGAUCUGCACCCAUACAAGGAUUCUAAACCCAUGUACUACAAUGCUUACUUGAAUGGUGUGGAGAUCUUUAAACUCAGCAAUUUUGGUGAUAAGAGUCUUGCAGGGCUCAACCCUUCCAAAAGCUUCUUGUCUGGGUCAGAUGAAAAGGCUUCCCAUGUUGCACAUUUUAAUAAAAGUUCGAAGAAACUCAAAUUCGUCCUGAUUGGAUGUGGACUUCUUGCAGUGGUGCUGCCAGUUCUCCUUUGCUUACUCCUAAUCAGGUUAAAGGUGAUCAAGCUUAGAAGGGUCGUUUCACUGUGCGGUCUCACUGUCCACACACCUAAUCGAAUUGAAAAAGCAAAAAAGUGGUCACUUUGCACUCAAUUUUCAAUGCGAGAUAUAAAAUUGGCGACAAAUGACUUCCAUGAGGAUUUACUUAUAGGCACUGGUGGAUUUGGCAGUGUUUACAAGGGUAGCUUCACCGAUGGUGCAACUUACGUGGCUGUUAAACGUGCCAAUCCAAUGUCAGAGCAAGGUAUUUCAGAAUUUGAGGCAGAGAUCCUUUUGCUCUCACAGCUUAAGCAUCAUAACCUGGUAUCCCUUUUGGGUUAUUGCAAUGAGGAUGGGGAGAUGAUAUUGGUGUAUGACUUCAUGGCCAAUGGAAGUCUGCACGAUCAUCUUCAUCUGAGGCAGAGAGAUGGAUCCCCUUUGGAUUGGAUUCAACGUCUUGAGAUAUGCAUGGGAAUUGCAAGGGGUUUGCACUACCUUCACACUGGCACAAAGGACAGGAUCAUUCACCGCGACAUCAAGACAACCAACAUACUCUUAGAUCACAACUGGGUGCCCAAAAUUUCAGAUUUUGGGUUGUCAAAGGCAGGUUUCCCUUCCUUUGUCACUACCAACGUGAAGGGUAGCAUUGGUUACUUAGAUCCCGAAUGCUAUGAAAGCCACAAGUUGACUGAGAAAUCUGAUAUAUACUCACUUGGGGUGGUGUUAUUAGAGGUUCUGAGUGCAAGACCUGCUGUAAGUGUAGGUGAAGAUGAUGAGCAUAUUAACUUGGCUGAAUGGACUGUGUCGUGCCUUGAGAAUGGAAAUGUGGAGGAAAUAGUUGAUCCCAACUUGAAAGAAAACAUAAUUAAGGAGUGCUUUGAGUUAUAUUUAGGAGUUGCAAUGAAAUGUUUGGCUGAAAGAGGAACGGAAAGGCCAUCCAUUGGUGAAGUGCUAGAGAGCCUUGUUCUGGCAAUGCAUCUUCAGAAAAAUGAAGGCAGUGUCCCAAAUGGAAAUCAUAAUGCUGCUCUGCAGGGUAAUUCAGAUUUGACACCUGGGGUUGAGUUCUCUGAAAUCAUGACGCCUAUUGGUCGGUGAACGUGAUCUUUCCACAAACAAAUUGCCUCAAUGCUUUUAGACAUUAAGACAUUUCCAUUUCAAAUAAUGUGUUGUAGGAAUCAAAAGCACUACUAGAAAUCAUUUGUAUUGCGCUACCACUGCUGCAAUUCUUAGUUUUUUUCUGAACUUUCCCGUAAACAACAGGCCAAUUGCUUCGUACAAAUGGCUUACGGCAAGUGCUAGUAUGUAAGGGGAAUUCUGCAUGCAGCCAACAUCCCAUUAAUAGUUUACCACAUAUAGAAAAUAAUUGAAAAUUUAGUAUUGAAUAAUCUUUAACAUUCCAGUAGA